Tribolium castaneum (red flour beetle) is the source of this 2821-nucleotide messenger RNA. RefSeq lists its product as uncharacterized. The transcript is spliced from 3 exons. The coding region runs from base 274 to 2730 and encodes 818 amino acids. The record is from RefSeq and is a predicted model, not a curated record. NCBI's taxonomy places the organism in Eukaryota, Metazoa, Arthropoda, Insecta, Coleoptera, Tenebrionidae.
UAACAAAAUUCUCCAAGUCGAACUCCACCCCUAGUGGCUUUGUUUCGCCCAAUUGUCUUGUGAUUGCGAUAACGAGUGAUUAAUUGAAAUCGGUGCACACGCGAAGCUUUGAUUAAAACCCGCAAUUCGAUUGAUUCGGUGAAAUAAAAUUGUUGCAUUCGCCUGUCGUGCGCCAAGUAAUUACGUCCCGCAUGCAUAAUGUGGUGCGUUGCUGGCUAGACCACUGCAAAACUAGCUUCAAAUUCGCGUAAUUGUCAAAAAAAAAACUGCGAAAUGUCGUUUGGGACCGAGGAGUACUACAAGCGAUUCAUCGAAUUGCAGGAAAAGCUCCGCAAGAGCGAGGAGGAACGCCUCAAACUAGAAAUGAAAUUUAACGAAAUGGUUCAAGUUACACGAGAGGAGGAGCAAAUGCAUUAUCGGAAAUUGCGGGCUCAAUACAAGCGGUUCUUGGAGGAGGACAGGCGGAGACAGGACCGAAAUGAGCGCAUUUUACGCAGUUUGGAGAGGAUUGAAAGCCGGGUUGCGAUGCUAGUGGCGAAGACUGAACGAUUUAAACUGUUGAGACAGCAGUAUCAGAAUUUUUUGGACCGGAUUUAUCGCACCAAACAAGCAAAAAUUGAAGAUGUCAAGCCCAAAGAAGUCGAGAGACCCAAAACUGACGAUAUUUUGCAGAGUUACAUACAAAACUUGUCGUCGAAGAAAUUGAGGGAAAUGUUGAGGAAGGAGGAAGAUGAGACUUUCGAUUCGGGUCACCCCUUUGAGGGCGAUUAUAGACCGAAUUAUGCGAAUUCCAUCGCCGAUGAUAUCAUGAGUUCGAUUUAUAGCAAACCCAGUAAACAGCACCCUCGAGAGUUUAAUAAUAAUAAUAUUUGGGGCGCGAAAAUGCGGGCCAAGAGUAGUACUGAGGACGGUUCCGAUAUUGACGAAAUUCCGUACAACAGUGGUGUUAGUGAAGCCGUGAAAAAUUUCGUUCGAAUGGGGAAAAGGGACAGUUUGGUUGAACAACCAACGAAAAUUGAUGAUUCCUUGCCGCGAAUUGAGAAGGAGGCUGAAGAAACUGAUCAAAACAUAAAAAUUGAAGAAAAACUGAACACCGUGGAUUUGAUUGAACCACAAAAUAAUUGUGAAAGUCUAAGAAAUAAAAGAGAUGUUUCAAAAAUUGAAAGUACACUUGAACCCGAACAACAAGUGCAACAACAAAUUGAUGAAGUUGAUAGCAAAGUUUCAACACAAGUUCAACCUGAACAAACAAAGGAAGGUAUUGAAGAGAAACAACAAGUACAGGUCGCUGUGGAUGAAAGUGGGCAGCAAAACGGUGAACGCUACACUGAUCAAGUUCAACAUUAUAAUCUUGAACAAAAACAUGUGGAUCAAGGACAAUUUGAACAACAGUCCACUGAACAAACUCAGUUUAUCCAACAACAUGUGGAUCAAGGCGAAUUUGAACAACAACAAUACACUGACCAAAGUCAAUUUGAACAGCAGCACUAUGCCAAUAAUUCUAAUCCGAAAACUGAACAACAGUAUGAAAAAAUUGAUGAACCAAUUCUUCCAACGCAACAAUAUGAUGAUCAAGCCCAGUUUGUACAACAGUUUAAUAAAACUGAGCAACCUGUUCAAGAACAACAUUUUGAAAGUGAGCAGCCAAUCCCGUCACAACAGUUUGACGAUCAAGGCCAAUACGAUGAAAAUGGACAACUGAUUCAAGAACAACAAUAUGAUGGUGAACCACAAAUACCAACGCAACAAUAUGAUGAUCAAGGUCAAUUUGUGCAACAAUAUGACAAUAGUGACCAGCCGUACGAUCAGAGUGAACAACAGUAUGAUGAAAACGGACAACCUGUGCAACAGAUUACUGAACAAGGUCAAUUUGUGCAACAGUACGACGAAAGUGGACAACAUAUUCAACAGUACGAUGAACAAUACGGACAACAGUACGAUCAACACGGCCAGUACCUACAACAAUAUGACGAAACCGGACAACCUAUUCAACAAUAUGAUGAAAGUGGACAACUUAUUCAACAGUAUGACGAAACUGGACAGCCUAUUCAACAGUAUGAUGAAAGUGGGCAACCUCUUCAACAAUACGACGAAAGUGGACAACCUAUUCAACAGUAUGACGGAACUGGGCAGUCUAUUCAACAGUAUGAUGAACAACCUGUUCAACAAUACGACGAAAGUGGACAACCUAUUCAACAGUACGACGAAAAUGGACAACCUAUUCAACAGUAUGACGAAACUGGACAGUCUAUUCAACAGUAUGAUGAAAAUGAACAACCUAUUCAACAAUACGACGAAAAUGGACAACCUAUUCAACAGUACGACGAAACUGGACAGGCUAUUCAACAGUAUGGUGAAAAUGGACAACCUAUUCAACAGUAUGACGAAACUGGACAAUAUGGGCAACAUUAUGACGAAAACGGACAACCGACUCAACAGUUUGAUGAAAAUGGACAACCUAUUCAACAAUAUGACGAAAAUGCGCAAUACUAUGGCGAUCAAAGUAAUGUGCAAUAUGAUGAAAACGGUCAAAUGAUUCAGCAUUAUGACCAACCGUAUGAUGGAGUGGUUGAGCAACAGAAUGAAGUCAAAGGGGACGAUCAGAGUGUUCCUGCACCGUCAGAACCAAAGAAAAGUAACAUUUUGGAACUGUUAGAUACUGACACUGAAAGUAUGAAGCAGGAGUCGAAAGUUUCACACGAUAGUGAUUUUGAUUUCAGUAAUGAAUAAGUUUGGUAGUUUAGCCAUAGAAAUGUAAUGAAUGACACACUUGAUUUAGGUCUGUGAUUCAGUUUUUUUAAUACAACACUAAUAAAAAUAA